AUGUUCGGUUCACGGGCAGCUUCUAGGCUAGCCGCAAUACCCGUACCCGUAUCCACUGCUCGGUACUCAACCAUGGCACCGCUCACCCUGUACAGCUGGCCCACGCCGAAUGGCAUCAAGGCAUCCAUCACGCUGGAAGAGCUAGGCCUGCAGUACAAAAUCGAACCUAUUAACAUUUCCACCAACAUCCAGAAAGAGGACUGGUUCUUGAAGAUAAACCCCAAUGGCCGCAUCCCCGCCAUUGUCGACGGAGACCAACGCGUCUUCGAAAGCGGAGCCGUCAUGCUGUAUCUCGCCGACAAGUAUGACCCGGAAAGAAAGAUCAGCUACGCGCCAGGCUCCCCGGAGUAUGUGGAGCAGCUAUCGUGGCUGAUGUUCCAGAUUGGAGGUGUCGGGCCGAUGAUGGGCCAGGCUGAGCACUUCAGGCUCUUCGCCAACACGCGCUCUGACUACGGCAUCAAGCGGUAUAUCGACGAGACCAAACGUCUCUACUCUGUACUUGAGUCCCGGCUCCAGGAAAGCCCCUACCUGGCUGGUUCGAAAUAUACUAUCGCCGAUAUUGCGAACUAUUCAUGGGUCCAGAUCGGCCCGGUUGCCCUGGAGAUUGACCUGGCCGAGUGGCCGGCGCUGCGGAAGUGGGUGGAGGAGAUCAAGAGCCGCGACGCCGUGAAGAGGGGAACUGUUAUACCGAAGACUGAUACGACGCCUGAACAGUUGGCCGAGCUGUUUAAGGAGGCUCGUGCGAAGAUUGAUGGUUUGGGAAAUACGGAUAUACAGUAG
Messenger RNA from Aspergillus puulaauensis, 780 nucleotides. RefSeq names its product glutathione S-transferase family protein. NCBI's taxonomy places the organism in Eukaryota, Fungi, Ascomycota, Eurotiomycetes, Eurotiales, Aspergillaceae. The transcript has 3 exons. The coding region runs from base 1 to 780 and encodes 259 amino acids. The record is from RefSeq and is a predicted model, not a curated record.